AUGAAAGGUGUCGCUGUUGACCUUCUGACUCCAGCAUACAACAUGCUCGGCACGUAUGGGAUAUUCGAAAAGACCAACACUUAUGGCGGCGCUGACUUUGGGAAUUUGAUUGAGACCGGAUAUGGCCAUCAACAAUCGCAGGAUGGGCUCAAGGAAGAGCUGAAGAUGCUGGUUGCGGAAACAGCGCCAGCCUGA
Messenger RNA from Cladophialophora carrionii CBS 160.54, 195 nucleotides. RefSeq lists its product as uncharacterized. NCBI's taxonomy places the organism in Eukaryota, Fungi, Ascomycota, Eurotiomycetes, Chaetothyriales, Herpotrichiellaceae. Bases 1 to 195 code for a protein of 64 amino acids. The record is from RefSeq and is a predicted model, not a curated record. The transcript has 2 exons.